CCCAUAAACAGUCUGUGGAGGGAGCUGAAGCUUCGAGUUGCCAAACAUCAGCUUCCAAACCUGAAGGAUGUGGAGAAGAUCUGCAGAUCAUACAUAUAAAUAUAUGUGUAAACGUUUGGAACAGGAAGUGAUGCAGGAGAGAGAGCAGAGGGCGAGCGAGACGCUGCUGAGAGAAAGGGGCGGAGCUCUGGAGGUCCGACGGCAGCUGGAGGCGGAGCUACAGGUGCUACGAGCCAAUCACAGCUCUCAGGACCUCCUCACCCCUCCUCCCUCGCUGGUCGGUGUCUCUCCACUGGCUCUUCAGGCCCCGCCCCAGCCCCCUCAGGCUCCCCCCCUGCAGGUGCAGGUGCAGCAGCUGUCGAAGGAGAAGCAGAGCGUGGAGGCGGAGCUGCAUCGCUGUCAGGAGGCGGAGCGAGAGGCCAGUGAAAGAGUCCACAGGUUGGAGCGUCUGGUGGAGGUUUUGAGGAAGAAGGUCGGGACAGGAAGUGUCCGAGCCGUCAGCUGAUCUUCAGAUGUUUCUUUAGUAAAAUUAUGAUUAUUUCUGUGUAUUUCUUUUCUCUUUAUUCUAAAUAAAUCUUUACAGCCUUAAAGUUCAUGAAAACAUGAAACAUUUGAAGUGAUUUUCUAAUGUUUUUGUCAUAUUUUGCACUAAAUAUGAAGUUUAUGAUUGAGUGCUUUCUUUUUUUCUUCAUUUGGUGUUGACAUGAAAUAAAGUGUUUAAAUAAAUGUUAAUUACAUUCACAG
Molecule: messenger RNA, 744 nt
Organism: Cottoperca gobio
Lineage: Eukaryota; Metazoa; Chordata; Actinopteri; Perciformes; Bovichtidae
Product: mirror-image polydactyly gene 1 protein-like
Exons: 5
Coding region: 68-505 (145 amino acids)
Source: RefSeq, a predicted model, not a curated record